Cylindrotheca closterium is the source of this 885-nucleotide messenger RNA. NCBI's taxonomy places the organism in Eukaryota, Bacillariophyta, Bacillariophyceae, Bacillariales, Bacillariaceae. The record is from the annotation of a GenBank genome assembly.
AUGUCACAGCAAAAUGAUGCUGCAACAUCACCAUUUCGGCGAUCAUUGAACCGGAUACGGAGAAGACGGCCGAGAUCUGCGCCUCCAGGACCACGGGUACUACUACUUGAACAUCACUAUCAAUUUGACAAAGAACGAAAAGAGAUUUUGCCCGGUGUAAAGAAGCACGACGACGAUUUUGCCAGAGAUAGUCACGACUUUUUCAAUCUCAUCGUAUUGAUUCCCAUAAUUGCCCUCAAUUGCAUGAACUGGAACUGGGAUAAGAUUUUCAGACAUGUUAGUGGUGCGGCAAAGAAGAAGGAAAAGCUUUUGGAUUCUUGGACAGGAGAGUGGUUUGAUGCCUUUCUCUUUGCAACUACGCUCUACUUCCUUAUAGAUCUGAUAUGGAUCUUGAUUGUUCCGAAAUGCGUUAAGAGCCCUUCAACAAUUGUGCAACAUCACAUUUUUACCAUGAUGUAUAUCCUGAUUCCAUAUUAUCAGCUUGACAAACGAUGGGCAAUGGGUGCAUGUAUGAGUUCAGAGAUCAACACAUGGUUCUUGAUAGCAAGAAGAGUCUUUAACAAAGAGGGGUUUCCACCGUGGAUAAUUGAUUUGAGCGUCGUUUCCAUCAGGAUCAAGCUAAUAUCGAUCUUGUUCUAUAUAACAUGGAUUGGUAUACGAUGCGUCCUAUUUCCGGCAAUCCUUGUUUAUUUAUUCAAACUAUGGAUGACGGAAUCCGAAAAGGUGGCUUCACUGUGGAACAAGGAAAUGAUACCUCCGUUGAUGCAAUCGAUCUUCUGCAUUUUCAAUUUCAAGUGGACAUUCGAUCUAAUUCGUUCCAAAUUCCGGUACCAUAGGAGAAAAGCGCGACAUAGACGACAAGGCUCAUCAACAAGAGCUUCAUGA